AAAAGGUGGCAUUACGAAUGUAGUGGGAAAGGGAGAAGUAAUGACAUUUCUCAAGUUUUGGUUCCUCAUUCUUCUCGUAAGGAGCAGCGCGGCAAAAUGGCAAAGACCACAAAUAAAACGCAAUUGGAACUAUUGGUGCAAUUAAUGGACUCCCAACCGGGUAUCGCUCGUGGUUUCUUCAAAGGCGGCAAGGAAGAGUUGGCAAAAUUUUGGCGAUCAGCAGAAAUAAAGCUGAACAGUGCAGGUCCACCAAUGAAAACUGUUGCCGAAUGGAAAAAGGUGGCGCAAAAUGUAAGAGCCAGGACUGGCACAGGCGGGGGACCAAACACUGAAAAGACAUUUACGGCGACCGAAGAGGCAAUUUACAAACUUAUAAGUAUGAAGGAGUCCGUGGAGGGUAUAGUCGUGCCCAAGUUUGGGUUGCAAGCGGAACAAGCUGAACUCACGAUCGAUUCAGAUGAAAUGGAUGUACAAGGCAUUAUUUUAAACACUUAG
Messenger RNA from Rhagoletis zephyria (snowberry fruit fly), 495 nucleotides. RefSeq lists its product as uncharacterized. The record is from RefSeq and is a predicted model, not a curated record. Lineage: Eukaryota; Metazoa; Arthropoda; Insecta; Diptera; Tephritidae.